CAUGGAGCCCGGACAAUCUUUCGGACCGGUGGCACAACAGCUUCACAAUCCAAUAUAUAUCAACAUCCUCGCUUCAUCUCCGCCAACUUUGAUAUUGGGCCAAUUCUUAUCACGAAAAACUCCUUGCAUCUGAUCUUUAUCCCAGUCAUCCGCGCCCUCGGCGUCGUCAGCUGGGCAUGAUCGAGUUUCCAAAUCAACGAUCGCUUAUCCCUUGACCAGGUUUGGCGAUGCGCUGGGUUCUCCGCCGCUGUGAUCGCAAUCCCUUGGUUACACUACAUUUUCCAAUUGAAGCGAUGCAGAACCGAGUGGUCGGACUCGCCUUUGCGCUACCGACUGGAAGCCUUGCCUUGCUGAUCAGGCUAUUCUAGCUGCCUUCGACCUUGCUGAGACAUGCAGCCCGAAUAUAGCAGUUGCUGUUCAUAUCACACCCGCCCCUUGCAGCUUAUUCCAAUUCCUUCAUGCCGAAGACCUGAAAGGGUUGUCCUGGUUAAUGUCUCAGCCAAACGACAGAUUUAGCUGCUAGGGAUGGAGCCUUGUCGCUACAAUGCCCUUCUGCUCGGAAAGGUGGGUUGUCUUAGAUCUCGAGGCUCCAAACGGACGGCCUAGGCUUCUUGAGGUGAUGUUCCUGCAGCGCGCGGGUUGCUGUGACUCGACAGCACUUUUUCAUAUAUGUCUAUUCGAGUCUUGAUCUUUCCAUGGGGACUUGCCAAAAUACUUUCAAAGACUUCUCCAUCAUGCACUGGUCACUCUGUUCGUCCUUUCUUCUACUAGGCCUGGCAGGCCGGUCUGCUGCCGACUGCUUGUCGUACGGUUAUGAUUUCAUAGAUGGCGGCGGUCCAUACUGCGUCAACACAACGUCGACAGAUUACUUUUCCUUUGGGACAGAGUUCAACGGCUGUCAACCUACUGACAGCCAGGGUGAUAUCACACCCAUACUUAUCGAUCCCAAUGGCGACGAGUACUUUUGCUCCGAUAUCCCUACACAGCCGGACAGCACCGACAUGGUGUCAACAUGCAACGUGGCUGGCAACGAAGUGACCAAAGCCAGCAUGUUCUCAGGCGACUGGACUGUGGUCAUCGAGGGGCUGACAUUCGCCUGGAUGAGAACGUUCUCGAUCAUUGCCGGACCACCUGUCGUGAUUACCGCCACUCCUACCGCCACGUUCACGGUUACAUCGACUCCAUCCACUACAAUCACCACGACUAUAACCCAAGUUUACAACACUACCCUGCCGGCGUCCACGACUACCGUUCCAUCGACGACUUCCACUCGAACGAUAACCACUACACCAUCGCAGGUGACGGUAUACUGGACGUCGACUUCGACCCGCACCCGUACCACAAGAGUCUACUCCAAAACAGUGUCUACCAGCACGGUUACCACCACCUGCAAAACGCAGCCGCCGAAGAAGGAUCCAACGUGUACCAUUCGCGUCUUGAAGGCAUCACUAGCAGCAAGCGUCAAUGUUUCCGUCUCCUUGCCACGCAUGCGCCGUGCUGAGGCCGAGAGACUGCGGUCGAUGCCACGUCAAACCAUUGAGCCCCGUGAUGGCCAGCUCUUCCAACGAGGUCCAGAUCUCUGCACAACCACGAUUCUCCAAACCACCAACGUGGUUUCGUCCUAUACCACCGUCACAGCCUCCACCAGCACUGAGAUUGAUACAGAAAACGCCAGUACCACUGUCACCAUCACCCCGCCCCCUGUCACGGCAUAUUCUGGCAAGGCUAAGACGACGAUCACGGUCACGGCACCUACUCCCACUCGUACCCGCACCAGCAGGGUCUAUGAUACUGUGUGGACCACAAAGACUGUCUGGGCAACGAUCACCUCAACUGUCAGAACCUCACCGCCGGGAGCGGUAUGCAUGACUACCGCGGCGCACUAGACACUGUCGCAUGCUGUCCGCUCGAUGAAGUAGGAGCUCUUCUUCGGCGCAUUGGUUUCGCUAUAUAGAAUUGUCAUGUUCACCGUGUACGAAGAAAUAAUUUUGUCCCUGCAGGAUCAUCAAGAGGUCUCUGCGGGAAAUAUGGCCGCUCCUGCUUUUCUGAUUCAGAUGGAUCUUUACCACCAUACCCAGGGUUCCUGGUUGUAUUGAGCGCCUGUAACAGCACGGCAAAAGGACCCUGAUCCACUGUGAAAAUACACCGACUGGGCUGCCAAUUCAGGAACAGAAUGCUGCCUGACCGCAAUCCACUCAGGCUGGUGUUUCCAGUCGUAGUUGUAUCCUUUUACUAUCAGGUAGACAAGGCUGGGCUUGCGAGAUGGGUCCCUGGUCCCAAUUCUUUGUGGACACACUCCGC
This is a messenger RNA of Exophiala dermatitidis NIH/UT8656, 2301 nucleotides long. RefSeq lists its product as uncharacterized. NCBI's taxonomy places the organism in Eukaryota, Fungi, Ascomycota, Eurotiomycetes, Chaetothyriales, Herpotrichiellaceae. The transcript has 6 exons. The record is from RefSeq and is a predicted model, not a curated record. Bases 696 to 1886 code for a protein of 396 amino acids.